Messenger RNA from Eutrema salsugineum, 2847 nucleotides. Its product is annotated as mitogen-activated protein kinase kinase kinase 5. Lineage: Eukaryota; Viridiplantae; Streptophyta; Magnoliopsida; Brassicales; Brassicaceae. Gene Ontology annotation, molecular function: ATP binding; protein kinase activity. The transcript is spliced from 11 exons. The coding region runs from base 422 to 2479 and encodes 685 amino acids. Gene Ontology annotation, biological process: protein phosphorylation. The record is from RefSeq and is a predicted model, not a curated record.
CAACAGAAAUGAAAUGAAAUGAAAAUAAAUAGAAAGUUGGUUGACGAAAACACAAACUAAACCAGGAGAGGAGAGGACUCGCGGAGGUCGAACGAGCGGACUUGGCGAGCCCCACGGCAAACGAGCUCCAAGCAGAGGUCGGCUCCGGCGAAGCCAAAGGCCUCCAGUAACCACCAAGGUGUUGCCAAAAUAAUAAUUGGUCCCUUAUAGUCUUCAUUCUUCUUUGUUAUUGUUUUCUGGUGUUUUUUUUUUUUUUUGGGGUUUGUUUUUUUUGUUUCUGUUGAAUCCGUUGGGUUCUUUCCAUCACCAUCGCCUCCAUCUCCGUCUUUCUGGUCGAUUUCUAAUCGUGUCUCAUUCACGGUAACAAGAGAGAGACAGAGAGAGAAAGGAUUUGUCUAUGAGCAUGCCAUGAUUUCUCGCUAUGCGUUGGCUACCGCAAAUCUCGUUCUCGUCUCCGUCAUCUUCUCCAUCUUCUUCUCUCAAACCGCUGGCUUCUUACUCUGAUUCUCCAGAUCCCGAUUGGAAUCUGGAUCGGGAUCGAUUCCAUCGCCGCUUGUUUCGUUUCCGUGGGAGGCGUGAGCUCACGCGUCAGAAAAAGCUCCGUCACUUGACGGAUGACGAUGUGUUGGGAGAUUGUCGUGCAUCAUCGUCUUCUUCCACCGUCGACUUCGGUCUAACUCGCUCUCCCAGCGCUCACACGGCAGUUCCUCGCUCCCCUUCAGCUCUUCCGUUACCAUUGCCUCUGCCGUUACCAGAGGUCGCUUCAGAUUCGAGGAAUCGUAAUAAUGCCGGAAACGGUAGAGGAUUGGAGGAGAGAGAUCGUGAUCCCGAUAGGUUUAUUGCUGAUCGUACCUCGUCUGGUCCUCCUCUCACCAGCGUCAAUGGCGUUGCCCGUGACUCGACAAGAGCCUUGGAGAAUUCUUCAUAUCAAGAUUUUAGCUGUACAAAUAGUCCGAGAGGCAGGAAUGGUUACUGGUUGAACAUUCCAACCAUGAGUGCUCCAACGAGUCCGUACAUGAGCCCUGUGCUUAGUCCACACAGGACGAGCACUGGCCAAGAUCUGCCUUUUUUUUAUUUGCCUCCCAAGAGCAAUCAAGCAUGGUCUGCACCUGAUAUGCCUCUUGAUACCUCUGGACUUCCUCCUCCUGCAUUUUACGACAUCACUGCCUUUAGUACAGACAACUCUCCAAUCCAUAGUCCACAACCUCGAAGUCCUCGCAGACAGAUCAGAAGCCCACAGCCGAGCAGACCAUCUUCACCAUUGCACUCGAUGCUUUCUCAUGAGCACUCUCCUGCACCUCGUGAUAGUGUUUCCUCACCUUUGCAUCUCAGGCUUUCCACUGAUGUUUCAAAUGGACGCCGUGAAAACUCCAAUGUUCAUCCUUUGCCCCUCCCUCCUGGAGCUGCUUGCCCGCAGGCUCCUCUCAAACUGGAUUCUUUCCCGAUGAAUUCUCAGUGGAAGAAAGGGAAGCUUAUAGGCCGUGGCACUUUUGGAAGCGUUUACGUCGCCAGCAACAGCGAAACUGGAGCAUUGUGUGCGAUGAAAGAAGUCGAGUUAUUUCCUGAUGACCCGAAAUCUGCAGAGUGUAUAAAACAAUUAGAGCAGGAGAUCAAACUUCUCAGUAACCUUCAACACCCUAACAUUGUGCAGUAUUUUGGUAGUGAGACAGUAGAAGAUCGUUUUUUUAUAUACCUGGAAUAUGUUCACCCGGGUUCAAUUAACAAAUAUAUCCGUGACCAUUGUGGUACCAUGACAGAAUCUGUUGUUCGUAAUUUCACUCGUCACAUUCUGUCUGGGUUGGCUUAUUUGCACAACAAAAAGACAGUACAUAGGGAUAUCAAAGGUGCUAAUCUUCUUGUUGAUGCUUCUGGGGUUGUCAAGCUUGCUGACUUCGGCAUGGCUAAGCAUCUUACAGGGCAAAGAGCUGAUCUCUCGUUAAAGGGAAGUCCGUAUUGGAUGGCACCAGAGCUCAUGCAAGCCGUGCUGCAAAAAGAUAGCAACCCAGAUCACGCUUUUGCUGUUGAUAUAUGGAGUUUAGGAUGUACAAUCAUCGAAAUGUUCACUGGGAAGCCUCCAUGGAGUGAGUUUGAAGGGGCUGCAGCUAUGUUCAAAGUCAUGAGAGAUAGCCCGCCGGUACCUGAAUCGAUGUCACCGGAGGGCAAAGAUUUUCUAAGAUUAUGCUUCCAGAGAAAUCCAGCUGAGCGACCAACUGCAUCUAUGUUGCUAGAACAUCGGUUCCUAAAGAACUCUCCGCAACCAACCUCACCCCGCAACAGCGAUGUCUCGAAUUGUUCCCAGUUAUUUAACGGGAUGAACAUAACGGAACAAAACAUUAGAAGGGAGAAACCAAAUUUCAAUCUAGAAAAGGUUCCGCGUGCUAGAAACGUGACAUCCUCAGAGAGCUUCUUCACGCGUACUUCUUUUUCUCCAGUGAAAGUUGGCAGCAGCAGCAACAACAAUACCGGUUUCCCGAUCUAACCGGAACAGUGUCCCGUCUCUCCCCUCGUUCCACUCUCGAGGCUAUUCCUAGCCCGUCUCCUUCCCAGCGGCCUAAGCCAAGCACUGACCGGAGAAGAAUCUGCGUCUCUUCAGAUCACCUUUGAUUUGCACCAACCCAACGAUAACAUUAGAGUUUGGAGUUGUGGGGAUGAAUGAAAUUUUGUGGGUUGAAGAAAUGUGUAACAUUUAAUCCAAUGUCUAAUCGAUAGAAGAGUCCAUUUUUUUCCACUGCCCCCUUUUUUGGCUUAUGAGAGCUGUGUAUAAACGACGUCUUGUCUUGUGUACAUUUGGUUUCGGAUCUGUAUCAUUUUUAGAUUUAGAUCCAUUUAAAAAAAAAAUUAAUCUCU